GCCCGGAUCGUGCGGGGCCCGAGCCUCUCCGCCGGCGGAGGCUCCGCUCGCGCCCGCCGCCAUGUCCGCCACCAUCGAGCGGGAGUUCGAGGAGUUGGAUGCCCAGUGUCGCUGGCAGCCACUGUACUUGGAAAUUCGAAAUGAGUCCCAUGACUAUCCUCAUAGAGUGGCCAAGUUUCCCGAAAACAGAAAUCGGAACAGAUACAGAGAUGUGAGCCCAUAUGAUCACAGUCGUGUUAAGCUGCAAAAUACAGAAAAUGAUUAUAUUAAUGCCAGUUUAGUUGACAUAGAAGAAGCGCAAAGGAGUUACGUCCUAACACAGGGUCCACUUCCUAAUACAUGUUGUCACUUCUGGCUCAUGGUUUGGCAGCAAAAGACCAAAGCAGUUGUAAUGCUGAACCGAACUGUAGAGAAAGAAUCGGUUAAAUGUGCACAGUACUGGCCCACAGAUGACCGAGAGAUGCUGUUUAAAGAAACAGGAUUCAGUGUGAAGCUCUUGUCGGAAGAUGUGAAGUCGUAUUACACAGUACAUCUGCUGCAAUUAGAAAAUAUCAAUGUAAGACUUUUCUGGAUCAUGAUAUAUUUGGAAUUACUAAACCUAAAUGUUAAAACACGACUUAAAAAAAAAAAGAUUCAUUUUAGUGGUGAAACCAGAACAAUAUCCCACUUUCAUUAUACUACCUGGCCAGAUUUUGGAGUCCCUGAAUCACCAGCUUCAUUUCUCAAUUUCUUGUUUAAAGUGAGAGAAUCUGGCUCCUUGAAUCCUGACCACGGGCCUGCGGUGAUCCACUGUAGUGCAGGCAUUGGGCGCUCUGGCACCUUCUCUCUGGUGGACACCUGUCUGGUCCUGAUGGAAAAAGGAGAUGAUAUUAACAUUAAACAAGUGUUACUGAAUAUGAGAAAAUACAGAAUGGGACUUAUUCAGACACCAGAUCAACUCAGAUUCUCAUAUAUGGCUAUUAUAGAAGGAGCGAAGUGUAUAAAAGGAGAUUCAAAUAUACAGAAACGGUGGAAAGAACUCUCAAAGGAAGAUGUAUCUCCUGCUUUUGAUCAUUCAUCAAACAAAAUAAUGACUGAAAAGUACAAUGGGAGCCGGGUAGUUCUAGAAGAAGAGAAGCUGGCGGGUGACCGAUGUACAGGGCUUUCAUCUAAAACGCAAGAAGCUGUGGAGGACAGCGAGAGUGUUCUACGGAAACGCAUGCGAGAGGACAGAAAAGCCACCACGGCGCAGAAGGUGCAGCAGAUGAAACAGAGGCUAAAUGAGACUGAACGAAAAAGGAAAAGGCCAAGAUUGACAGACACCUAAGUAUUCAUGACUUGAGAAUAUUCUGCAGCUCUAAGUUUUGAACCAUUGAUGUGCAAAGCAAGACCUGAAACCCACUCCGGAAACUGAAGUGAGGCUUGCUAAAACCUGUAGAUUGCCUCACAGUUGUCUGUUUACAAAGUAAACCUUACAUCCAGGGAAUGAAGAGCACCCACCAGCAGAAGACUUUGCAGAACCCUUUAAUUUCAUGUACUGUUCAAUGUUUUUUAAUGCGUGUAUGAAAUGUAGAAAGUUGUAAAAGAAAUAAAUUAGGAGAGAUUACUUUGUAUUGUACUGCCAUUCCUACUGUAUUUUUAUACCUUUUUGGCAGCAUUAAAUAUUUUU
Ochotona curzoniae (black-lipped pika) is the source of this 1648-nucleotide messenger RNA. RefSeq names its product protein tyrosine phosphatase non-receptor type 2 (gene PTPN2). The record is from RefSeq and is a predicted model, not a curated record. The coding region runs from base 62 to 1306 and encodes 414 amino acids. The transcript has 11 exons. Gene Ontology annotation, biological process: protein dephosphorylation. NCBI's taxonomy places the organism in Eukaryota, Metazoa, Chordata, Mammalia, Lagomorpha, Ochotonidae. Gene Ontology annotation, molecular function: protein tyrosine phosphatase activity.